UAUCAAGUAACAAGUUGGUGUACAUGACAAUUUUUAACCAAGUCUCAGACUAUUAACAAUGAUAUUAUUAAUGUGCGGUAGACAGUUAAUAAAAAUCCUAUAAAAAUAUAUAUAAAUACUAGCAAAAAAAACCCAAAUUACGAAUCGGUUAAUACAUAUUUCUUCAGUUGAAAUAUUUCAAUACCCCAAAAAGCAUCAAGCAAACGUGAUACGUUUUUUUCGACCGAGUAGUACAAUUUUAAACAGACAUGGUCCACUCGGCAAUACUCAAGAAAAUUGUCUUUUGUUUGGCGCUGCUCUUGCGGCAAUCGGUACAGUUAUUGGAAACCGGUUACAAAUAUCCAAGCAAUAAUGUGCCUAUCGAAAACGAUAGUCUCUAUGACGAUUUGAAAUGUGCAUACCUGUUCAGCGGAUUGACACACAUGCGACUAGUGAAGCUUUUAAUCGACCGCCCAUAUGAUCCGCAAACAAAACUGUCAACUGGCCACCUAGCUAGUUACAGUAAUGUUAUAAAAUACCAGAUAGCAUCGUUGUACAGCGUCCAAGUAAAGCGUAUGGGUGCCUUGUGGCUAGUGCAUUUGUACACGAGUAUGGUGACUUGGUCUUAUGAGAAUCUCAAGAACGAGGCGGAAGACUAUAAGAAAAUGGUGGCCACUACAGAAUAUGUAAUUGAAAAACUGCUUAAAGACAUAACCGGAUGCCGCGAAGGUAAUUCAUUCGACAGGUACCACAGAAUAAUCAAACCAAACUCGAAUCCUAAGCCUGUAGUGUUAAAAAAGAUGAUGGGCCUCGUUAAUUCCGAAGCCAACAAACUGCUGGCGAAAAACUACAUUGUGUUCCAGGAAAAGUUGUGCGAUUGUCAUUUCCAAGAGACGCUGAAAAUCAGAAACAUUUUCAUGAACGGAUUAGGUUUGUACGACGCUUAUAAGACAGAUCUAAUGAACGUGUACAACGUCAACGUGGACUGGUCCGACACGAGCAAACGGUUGGAAAAGUCUUGGUACGAUGCGCGUACACUGGAUUGGGCUACUGACAACCUUGAAAACAUAAAAUCAUACUUAACGCUGUGCUAUUCAUUUUUGAAAAUCUUAAUGUUCCGGCUGACGUUGAAACACUUACAGUAUUUACAAAACUAUAUCGAAUCGGACGAGUACGUUUUGUACGCCCAUCAAUGGUACAACUUGGUCGACACAUUUGGCAGCAUGUUAAACUUGACCAAAGACCUACACGUGAAGAGCUUGCUUACUGCUAUUUAUAAUCUCUGUAACGGAAUAGAGAAAGUGGAUAGUGUGUUUCAGAACAGGUUCUUUACACUAGCUGAAUGCACAACAAUCCAUGUUAUCCAUUAUCACUUUUUUUGACAGAAGUUUUCAAGAUGAAGAUUUGGUUUAGGAAUGUAGUCGACGUAUUAGCUGUAGUGGAUAAAGAUUUCAAUAUUGAUGUUUUUCUUCAAGAUAUAAAUUAUUAUAAUCCCUGUGUUGUAAAUGAAAAAUAAAUCUAUGGAAAGUUGCGUUUAGGUUUUGAGAUUUAUCGUUAGAAAACGCACAGUUUUAGGUACAUUCCCAAAGAUUUAAAUCACUGUUGGCAACAUAAAAUGGUAGCAUUUAAUAGAAUAAAUUAAUGUUUUUUAGAUUAGUCAAUAUUACUGUGUUAAAAAAUUAUUUUGAUUAUUAAUAGCUAAAAUUAGUAGGUAUGAUGCAUAUAGUAUGAUCUUUACAUUAGUUGAUAAGGAUAAAUGGCCUAGGGAAAUAUUAAGUUAUAAGUCACUUAUAACAUCUCUAGCUGCAUGAACAAGUAAUUAUUUAAAAUCUUUAUUUUAAAUACCUAUACUGAUAUCUGUACAAAUUUUUUAACAGUCGGCAGUCAUCACGGGACGUCUAUCAGAUAGCCCUACUUGCCCGAUUCUUGCAUGGAAUAGUUUUUGUUGUGUGGUCAGAAUCACAUAUUAUUAAGGAGCAAUGACAGUAGAAACUAAUAAAAUAAUACAUUUUAAUGCCUAUAACAAUAUCUGUGGGGUAAGCAUCUUCGAUUUUACAGGCCUAAGUGUCGAUGAAUAUUUAAACGAUGCACUCGUCGACUUUUAUUUAAAUUAUUGGUUUAUGCGGUAUGUGUCUGAAAAAGACCGAAGACGAUCAUAUCUUUUUAGUACUUUCUUUUAUACAAGACUGACAACACUAAUAGGCGGAAACGAUCAAACCAAACCAAAAGCACAAUGCCGUCAUGAUCGUGUUAAAAAAUGGACGAAAAAUGUCAACAUAUUUGAAAAAGAUUUUAUUUUUGUACCAAUAAAUGAAAAGUAUGUUACAUAUGA
Adelges cooleyi (spruce gall adelgid) is the source of this 2311-nucleotide messenger RNA. RefSeq lists its product as uncharacterized. The transcript has 4 exons. The coding region runs from base 249 to 1361 and encodes 370 amino acids. The record is from RefSeq and is a predicted model, not a curated record. NCBI's taxonomy places the organism in Eukaryota, Metazoa, Arthropoda, Insecta, Hemiptera, Adelgidae.